Metschnikowia bicuspidata var. bicuspidata NRRL YB-4993 is the source of this 960-nucleotide messenger RNA. RefSeq lists its product as uncharacterized. Gene Ontology annotation, molecular function: ER lumen protein retrieval receptor activity. The record is from RefSeq and is a predicted model, not a curated record. Gene Ontology annotation, biological process: protein retention in ER lumen; endoplasmic reticulum to Golgi vesicle-mediated transport. Gene Ontology annotation, cellular component: endoplasmic reticulum; membrane; cis-Golgi network. The coding region runs from base 117 to 755 and encodes 212 amino acids. NCBI's taxonomy places the organism in Eukaryota, Fungi, Ascomycota, Pichiomycetes, Serinales, Metschnikowiaceae. The transcript has a single exon.
GAAGAACAAAUCUCUGUGAAAACCCCUCGCUUCUUUUAUCUUCAUCAAGAACCAAAAGCAGAUUUAAAGAUUCAUAUUUGAUAAUUGUACUGGAUCACAGAAUAACAGAUUUGAAAAUGAAUAUCUUUCGGUUUCUAGGUGAUGUUUCUCACAUGUUGAGUAUCGGAAUUUUGUUAUAUUCGAUUGAAGUGAACAGAUCGGUUGAUGGUCUAUCCUUGAAAACUCAGGCCCUCUAUGUUGCUGUGUUUGUGAUUCGAUAUGUUGAUUUGCUCUACAAAUUUGUCUCUCUUUACAAUUCGUUUAUGAAAUUGUUUUUUAUCGCAACAUCUGUCUACACUGUGUAUUUGAUGACGCACAAGUACCCCAAAAAAAUCAGAGAAGAUACUGAUACUUUCCCCGUGAAAUACCUAGGUUUGGCUGCCGGGGCUCUUUGCUUGAUAUUUACUCACGCUUACACGUUGAGGGAAAUCACCUGGUCAUUUUCGAUUUGGUUGGAGGCUUUGGCCAUACUUCCUCAAUUAUUCAUGUUGCAGAAAACAGGAUCUGCUGAAAAUAUCACUACCCACUAUAUAUUUGCUUUGGGGGUAUAUCGGUUUCUUUAUAUUCCAAACUGGCUCUACAGGUAUUUUGCGGAAGGAAAGUUCGAUUAUGUUGCCGUCCUUGCUGGAAUUUCGCAAACCCUCAUUUAUUCCGAUUUCUUUUACAUUUACUAUACGAAGGUGAUGCAAGGCAAAACAUUUGAGCUCCCGGUAUGAUGUAUACAUGGUUGAUACAUGUAAUAGUAUGAGUAAGACUCUGGCUUUUAGCAAUACAAAAUCUGAUUGAAGUUUUUAAAAGGCUCGAGAUAAUUUCAUCGAUUAAUAGUCAUAUCAGCUAUAUAAUGAACACUUUCACAUAUUACAUAUGUUUGCUAUCUUGUGUUCACGUUUAGUCUCUCUUUAAUGGAUAAUAGACUUUUCU